Phodopus roborovskii (desert hamster) is the source of this 780-nucleotide messenger RNA. RefSeq names its product transmembrane protein 88 (gene Tmem88). Gene Ontology annotation, molecular function: PDZ domain binding. Bases 32 to 511 code for a protein of 159 amino acids. Gene Ontology annotation, biological process: negative regulation of canonical Wnt signaling pathway. Lineage: Eukaryota; Metazoa; Chordata; Mammalia; Rodentia; Cricetidae. The record is from RefSeq and is a predicted model, not a curated record. Gene Ontology annotation, cellular component: plasma membrane. The transcript has 2 exons.
GCAGCCAUGUGUGGCGGGAACCAGCCAGGCCAUGGCGGAGGUCCCCGGAGCUCAACGCUCGGUUCUCGCUGGUGGCCCAGAACCCCGGGAUCCCCUGGAUUGCUGGGCCUGUGCAGUACUAGUAACGGCUCAGAAUCUACUGGUGGCUGUCUUCAAUCUUCUCUUGUUGGCACUAGUCCUGGGGACCAUCUUGCUACCCGCUGUCACCAUGUUGGGCUUUGGCUUUCUCUGCCACUCCCAGUUCCUGCGCUCCCAGGCACCUCCUUGCACCGCCCAUCUGCGGGACCCAGGCUUCACGGCCCUGUUGGUUAUUGGAUUCCUGCUGCUGGUGCCGCUACUUGUGCUUGCCUUGGCUACCUACCGCCGUCUCUGCCUGCGUCUCCGCCUGGCCGACUGCCUAGUACCCUACAGCCGAGCCCUCUACAGGCGCCGGCGCAUCCCGCAGCCAAAGCAAAUCCCGGCCUCACCAGGGUCCCGGGCUGUUCCCACACCAGGAAAGGUCUGGGUCUGAGGUGCAUUGAAUCAAGAAUUCUGUCAUUGUUGUGGUCAUACAAGGACUUGAAGCAAGCCCAGGGGUAUUCCUUCUGCCCUGUGUUGAUCCUUAACCCUGCCCGAGUCAGGGUCCUGGCAUCCCUUUAAAGGAACAGCAUCGCCCGUGGACCCAGUGCUGACGAAAAUGCCCUAGGAAAUCUCACUUGAGCCCUGGACGUUCGGGCUGGACCCUGCACACCUUAGAAAACUGGACUUUGUGCCGUCCUUUAUUGGUGCAUCUCCUCUAAU